Messenger RNA from Galdieria sulphuraria, 1485 nucleotides. RefSeq lists its product as uncharacterized. The transcript has a single exon. Lineage: Eukaryota; Rhodophyta; Bangiophyceae; Galdieriales; Galdieriaceae. The record is from RefSeq and is a predicted model, not a curated record. Bases 26 to 1441 code for a protein of 471 amino acids.
AUUGAAUCCAUUUUUACGUGAGAGAAUGGUGACAGGGGAGAGUCGCAAGACUUGUCAAAAGCCAGCUUUUGGUUUUAUUUCAUUUGCUGCACUACACAUAUCAAGUGGUAGUCACCGCUUACCCGGGUCCUUAUUAAACCUAAUACAUCGUACAAAGCGGCAACUGGUGUAUUCCUCUUACCCUACCACGACACAUCUGUUGUUUGAUAGUAACUGCUACAAGGGAAGGUACAGGAGAACCAAUAUUGUACGUUGUUGCCACAAUACUAGUGGGUCUCCUCCUUUUAUUGAAUGGUCAACCUUGAGCUAUCAACAACGUUGUCACAACGCUGUAGAUGGGAAGGCAGUGAAUAACGUCACCUUUUUUCUACCUUGUUUUAUUCUACUAUCUGAAAGUGUAUGUAUUGCUUUUUUGUUAAAGCGGAAACUGGUUGCUUUAUACUAUUUGGCAACAGUUCAAAUAAUCUGUUCCUCAGUUGGACUUUAUUUCAGAACCAAAGUGCCUCAAAGAGUGGAUGAAUUCGAGAACAUAUUAAAAGCGUCUACUACGAACAGUCGUAAAAUAGAAGUAUUGGAGCCUAUAUUGUCAGCCUCUCAAACUGCAAAACAAUCGAUGUCAUUUAUUACCAACAGCGCAUUAGAAUGGUUACGAGAGGGGCCAACAAACUCACAUGUGAGACAAAUAAAUGAUGAUAGUGAUGACGGAGGAUUCACGGAGAACUUGAAUUCUUCCAUUUAUGCAUCUAGUAGAGAGGAGUGGGAGAGUGAAGAAGAAAUCUUGGGAGAAGAAGAUGUAUCAGUUGACUCUUUCGUUGAGAAUCCUUCCAAUCAGCCAACAGUUGUUCGGAAAGAAGGCAGCAUGUAUUCUAUGGUUUUUUCUUCUACCCAAUCAGCUCCUCAAACCGGAAUGGACACCAAUCAGUGGAAUUCCAAUAUUCCUCAAGAUACGGAAACAGAGAACCAAAGUUCCAAGCAAGCUGUAGCAGCACCAGUUGUCAGUGAUGAGGAUAUUUCUAUAUCGCCACCCAAUUUGUUGCAUUCUUUUGCCACCGUUUUUAGCCUAUUCUUCUCAUUGUUCCGUUAUAUGAUAGCAAUUGUUCAGGUUUUAAUCAUGAUACUAAGAGACAUGUGGUUUAGAUUCAAUCCACAAUACAAAACAAGAACGUCAUUCUAUCCAGCAGUCGUAUCUAAUAAGGAGACGAUUUUUUCGUUCAACAGGAGUUGGUCCAAAGUGACUAGACAGUUUGGGUAUUUUCCUGGAGACGAAUACGCUGAUAUUCAAUCUUCUGAUAAUGUUGCAAAUGGCAUGGAUCAUGCAUCUGUGAAGAAGUCGUUGACGUCACUUGUUCAAGAUAUUUGGAAGGGUUGGAAGCAUAACAAUAUGCAGUUUGUUUUUUGGAAAAAUGUUUCAGAACCAUUUCAAGAUUCGAAACGAGAAUAAUUUUUGGUCACCUUGUUAUCUCGAAGGUCAUUUAUGGCAAAUAU